UGACUACAGUACACCUUUCACUUCGCCGCUUUCCUCAUUCUUUCGCUCGUGUUCUACCUUUAUCAUGAGCGAAUACUGGGUUUCUCAUAAGAAAUAUUUCUGCAAGUACUGUAAUAUCUACAUCGCGGAUGAUGCACCAUCCCGAAGGCAACACGAGACUGGCCUGCGCCAUAAAGGCAAUGUAGAACGAUUCGUGCGGGGCCUUUACAAGGCUGGAGAGAAGCGAAAGCAGGAUCUAGAGGAAGAAAAGAGGGAAAUGGUUAGGGUGGAUCAGGCCGCUCAAGCAGCAUACGCUCAGGACGUUAGUGCUGGCCUCGUCAAGCCAGGCAGUAGCAGUACGUCUAUUGCACUGAAGCCUGCUGUACUACCCAAACCUGCUGCGCGGUCUUCCGACCCUUAUGCCAACUACACGACGGCGCAGUCAUUAGGAAUAACAGACCCAGAUGAGGAGAGAGCAAAAGCAGAAGCUGAGCGAAGGCGGACUGAGGGUGUAGCCGGGGAAUGGCAGUUUGUUCCUGUUGAAACAACACCUCCAGUGGAGGAAGUUCCAUCGGCUGCAUCGACCUCGUCGGCGACAGAGCCGACAGAGCUCAGACUUAAAAGAGAGGCGCCAGUAAUCGUUGACGAAGAAGAUACCCGCUCAUUCCGUUUCAAAAAGAAGAGGCUUGGUGCCGGAUUAGGAGAAAUAUACGAUCCAGGUCCCAUUCCGAUUAAACUGAAAACGAAGAAGGAAGAAUCUCCUUCGAAUGAAGGUCUAGCCGGCUUGGGGUCUGUCGAUGCAGGUCCCUCCGGGCCUAUCACACCUGCCACGAGUGUACCCAGAUGGUCAGCAAGAGGUUGGAAGAAACCCACGGAUCGUGAAACGACCAGCACUGUAACAAACGGCACAACGACCGUCAAGGAAGAGGUUUCCGAUUCUAGCUCUCAAGUGAAGGGCGAGCCUCUAGAACAAUCGGAGCCUGCGUUGUCACAUAUCUCAACUUCGUCUUCGAAAGAUAUUCCUUCUGGUGAUAUAAAGGUAGAAGAUGUCAAAAGUGAAGAAAUCGAACCGCCUUCAACAUCGUCAGCAUCGUUCGGAGGACUAUUCAAAAAGCGCAAGAUUCGUGCAGGGGGCAACGCAGGGAAUAGAGGGAGGAGGUUGUGAUGAGGCUGCCUUGGUAGAGGAAAACAUGUCGUUUCUGGUUAUCAGGUGAAUCAAUGAAUCUGAUACUUACUCCUACGUUGUGUUAACAGGCAUGAACUUAGUAUAAUCCUGAUUUUACGCCAUUCCAGUCCAUUUGUGCCUGUGUUGGAGGCGGAUUUCAUGUUGUUCCCGAGUAGGCCGCUAUUGGAAUGCGCAGAGUAGAAGAAAAUGACCUUAAAAAGCCGAAGUGAGACGCAACCAUAGAUCCAAGUGACUUGAUAAUUCUAUGCUCCGCCACCCUUAGCGUCCCCGCCAAUAGACGCGCUUACAUUGCCUGCACAAUCUCUUCGACCAGUGAGGUUAGUCAAUGGGUCGAUACUGCAGAGGAAAAUAACCUACUCGCCCCAGCUCCCUUGAUGACCGUCCGACCUUCGUUCUGCACAGAACUACCAUUGGCAUUGCCACAUUCGUCGGACUUCGGAUGGCCGCUGUUUCCUUUACCUCCCUUUGCUGCCAGUUGCGCUACCGCCUCCUGUAAAACUGCUAUCUCCAGCUUGGUCACAGGGAUUAGCUAUCAGCUUCUUCCUUCUAUCGGAUAGCUCUUACACUCGCCGGGUGCAUGGCCGUUCCAGAUCACAUCACCUUGGUUGGAAAUGCUGCUGCCAUUUGUGCUGCCGGAGUUUCCGGACUGCGCGUUUCCGCCUUUGCCCUUUGGUCUGGCUCUAGACUUCGUGGGGUUACUGUGAUGAAGUUGGGAUCUGGGCAAGACGGGCGGAUGACAUUUGUUCGCUCUGUUGCAGUAGGCAUAUCUUGACAGAAGGAUCGGUAUUGCCAGCAAUGUCUGUCAAGACUAAUUCUAGCAUUGGGAAAGCCGAAUGGGGUUCAAUAGCACUUACGGGCUUUGCAGCCGUUCACAAUGGUUCCGCUAGAGUUAUAGAUGGCGUCUCCGUUC
Molecule: messenger RNA, 2075 nt
Organism: Somion occarium
Lineage: Eukaryota; Fungi; Basidiomycota; Agaricomycetes; Polyporales; Cerrenaceae
Source: the annotation of a GenBank genome assembly